GGGCCGYCGCCUCCCCGCCCGCCCGCCCGCCGCCAUUUUGGCUGGUUCGCGUCGCUUCCGCCGCUGGAAGUAAACAGAGAGCGAGGCAGGGAAGGAGGGAAGCGGCGACGCGGGCGGGACGGGACGGACCGGACGGCCGGGGGAAGAAGCGGCGGCCCUGGGGUUGACUUCGGYGGAGAGAGCUGAUGUGGCCGGAGCGGAGGCGCCAGCGCGGCCCGAGCCCCGGUUAAUAGGAAGCGCAGCAGGGAGCCGCCAGGAUGAAACGAGGAAGGAAAACUAAUGAGGCCAACAGCAGUUCAUCUGAAGAAACAACUGAGAAGGAAUCCAAGAGACACAAGGUUGUAGAGAAGAAAACCAUAGUUGUGCAGAGUCCUGACUGGGCAAACCUUCUCCAAGACAUUAUCCUGCAGGUGUUUCAGUACUUGCCCCUUCUGGAUCGUGCUCAUGCAUCCCAGGUCUGCAGGAGCUGGAACCAGGUGUUUCAYAUGCCUGAUCUCUGGAGGUGCUUUGAGUUUGAACUGAAUCAACCAGCUACAUCUAACUUGAGGACUACCCAUCCCGAACUGAUCAAGCAAAUAAUAAAGAGGCAUUCCAAUCACCUGCAGUAUGUGAGCUUCAAGGUGGACAGUAGCAAGGAAUCUGCAGAAGCAGCUUGUGAUAUUUUAUCACAGCUUGUGAAUUGCUCUCUGAAAACACUGGGGCUAAUUUCAACUGCCCGGCCAAGCUUCAUGGAUUUACCAAAGUCUCACUUUAUUUCUGCACUGACAGUGGUGUUUGUGAACUCCAAAUCCCUCUCUUCACUUAAGAUUGAUGACACACCAGUAGAUGAUCCAUCUCUCAAGGUCCUGGUGGCAAACAACAGCGACACACUCAAACUGUUGAAAAUGAGUAGUUGUCCUCAUGUUUCUCCAGCUGGUAUCCUUUGUGUGGCUGACCAGUGCCAUGGUUUGCGUGAGCUGGCACUGAACUACCACCUGCUGAGUGAUGASCUGCUGCUUGCCUUGUCUUCUGAGAAACACGUCAGGUUAGAACACUUGCGCAUUGAUGUUGUCAGUGAAAAUCCUGGACAGACUCAGUUCCACACGAUUCAGAAAAGCAGCUGGGACGCUUUCAUCAGGCAUUCUCCUAAAGUCAAUCUAGUCAUGUACUUUUUCUUGUAUGAGGAGGAGUUUGACCCAUUCUUUCGUUAUGAGAUACCUGUCACUCACCUUUACUUUGGAAGAUCAGUAAGCAAGGACGUGCUGGGCCGUGUUGGGAUGACGUGUCCGCGGCUGGUUGAACUGGUGGUGUGUGCCAACGGAUUACGGCCACUGGACGAGGAGCUGAUCUGCAUUGCGGAGCGGUGCAAGUACCUGUCGGCCGUGGGYCUCGGAGAAUGUGAAGUCUCUUGCAGUGCCUUUGUUGAGUUUGUGAAGAUGUGUGGCGGUCGCCUCUCUCAGCUCUCUAUUAUGGAGGAAGUUUUGAUUCCUGAUCAGAAAUACAGCUUAGAGCAGAUUCAUUGGGAAGUUUCAAAGCAUCUUGGUAGAGUCUGGUUCCCGGACAUGAUGCCCACUUGGUAAAGUCCUUAAAAGACUCCAGGGCGAAUGGAAUAGCACCUUAAACCCAAGCUUACCGUAUUGCAAUUUCCUGUAUAAGCUUAUUUAAUAAUAUAGAUUUUACUGGAAGUUAAUUAAUUGUUUGAUUAGAAAAUUAAUUUUUCUUUCAAAAAUGGUUUUGGAACUUCAGAACCAAAAAUAAGAGUUCACCGCUCCAAAAUCUGUUUUCAUCCAAACAAAAAUUAGUUUCUGGUUUAGAUUUAUUCUUUGUCAUUAAAAGUGGCCUCAAAUAUUUUUGGAAAUAAAUUAUUUAAAAUAUUGAAAUGUACCUGCAAAAUGCCAGUUUUAAUAAGCUGUCGUUUGAUUUAGAUAGUAGUAUUGGACACAAUCAUAUUUGAUCUUAAAAAGCCAAACAAACCCCCACCAAAAUUGCAUGCUUUUGUUGCGAGCUGUAGCAUUUCUAAAUCCAGUCACCUCGAUGAUGACAAUUAUAAGAAGUGCUUAGUAGCCCAUAAAAUACACACAUUCUSUUAAAUAGUCAUAAAAGGCAAAAGCAAUACACAAUAAUAAGAGUUUAGACAGCUAAAAUAGUACGUUUGCUACCUUAUUCAAUAGACUAUUAGAUCCAUCUAAAAUGUAUUUAGAGUGCAAACCAGUAGUGUGAGCUACCAAAAGCGGUGUGGGGUUUUUUCCACCCUCUAUGCAUUUUAAUGUAGUUUGCUUAUGGGGUCUCAGAUCUGCGUCUAAACCUGUUUUAAGGUAUUUUAUGUCUAGCUCAGGAAGCGAAAGCAUUCUGGGGAAAAAUGUAGAUACAUUGUAUUUAAAACCACAUUGGAGUUAAUGAGCUUUUCUUGCACAUUAACCGGUUUGGCAGCAUACGGUGAGAUGGAUUAAUGUAUGGUUUGUGAAAUGAACCCUGCAAUGUUAUUCUGAUGACAUGGGUGUGAGCAGUGUGAGAUGGAAAGGUAAAAUUUGAAUGUUGACCAAGAACCUUUUCACAAAACCUUAGACCUUUUGGCUGCUUUCAGUUUGAGAGAAAUUAUAUUGUAACAGUUGCUUAAGCUGUAUAAACUAACUGUAUACUGUAAAUCUGUUUCAGAAAUGUUUAUGUAUAAAGUGGAUGUUUGAUAGAUAAUAAUUUUGUAUACCUUUAAUUCAUCUAGUUAUGUCAUUUCAUAAUAUUUAAAAACCCAAAAGGAGUAGAUUUGGUGAAGUAGAGCAAUAGGCAAAAUUUUGUUUUGAACAUUUGACAAAUCAGUUUUAUUAAAGAAAAGCUUUUCGUUUAUAAGUGGUGUAGGCAAGACAUUGCCUGUGAUUUGGAUGUGGCUUGUGACAUCAUUUCUUACUGCCAACAGUUACGUCAUUUUCUCUUUGAGGUUACUGAUGGUAACACUGAAGUGUUGCCCAGACAGCUGCAUGUUUGAGAGAUGUGGUCAGCCCUUAGCAAGGCAGAGUUGCCCUGGCAGACUGUUUUGAACUUAGCUGGUGGCUGCUCUCACUUGAGCUGUACAGCCCCUUCUAGUAGUAAGCAGAYUUCCUUCAUCUCUGAUUUCAGUCACAUUUAUUCAAAUGUAUAGUUGAAUGUAAUACACUUACAAGUGUAUUUAAGUUCAUAACUAUAUUUUGAGCAAACAAUGCUCAGCGGACUGGACAUCUUUAUAGGGGAGUUCUAUGUUUCUGUAGAGCUUUGAUUUUAAAAUUGCAUUUUAUGAAAUACGCGGUUUUUGUAUUAGAAUUUGUUAAUGUAAUACUAUAAUUUGCUUUUAUUUGUACAAAAGGUGUCAAUAUAUUUAGUCCGUAAAAGUAAAAACGCUCUGUGUUUUUUAUAAUCUGAUUCUCAGAACUGCCUGUAUGAGAAAGGUGGAGUAACACUUGUAGUCUGGGGAAUAGGAUUUGGUUUUCAGUAAUGUGAAAUAAUACCAUUAGUAGUGGCUCCAAAACCUUUUUGGACCUUGACUGCAGGUGUCCUGAUGCUGGCAAGGUAAGUCACCAACAUGUUGGCAGUGGUAAUAAAUGGAAAGCGAGGCACAACCUAAGUACUAGAUCCCACUUGUGCAAUUCACAUCUUUGAAACCCAGUGGACACGAAAUCCAGCAUCCUGCCAGCCUCUGUCAGACCCUGCUGUGAGGAAUGUUAUGAGCUGGAGGUGGCAUGGUUAUAGUGGAACUGCUUCCCCAGCAAGGUAACUGGCCUGCUCUGGGAAGUUUGUGUUUGUGCACAGACUUCAAAACGUCCCUCCUGAAUGCAGCACUGUAUUAUAAGAGUUAAAAAGAUGUUCAAGUGCAAGAAAACUGCUUGAAAAGCAGUUGUGUCUCUUCCAGUGGAGGUCAGCAGGUUUUAUACACCAAAUCAAUUACUGCAUCCUUGGCUCAAGUAAUCAACAUAAACCCUUUUAUCAAAAUCUGUAUGUCUUGUUUUCUGUAUGUUGAAACAAACAACAAAGUAAAUACAUAAAUCUCAUGGCACAA
This is a messenger RNA of Malurus melanocephalus (red-backed fairy wren), 4003 nucleotides long. RefSeq names its product F-box and leucine rich repeat protein 3 (gene FBXL3). Bases 258 to 1559 code for a protein of 433 amino acids. Gene Ontology annotation, molecular function: protein binding. Lineage: Eukaryota; Metazoa; Chordata; Aves; Passeriformes; Maluridae. Gene Ontology annotation, biological process: G2/M transition of mitotic cell cycle; regulation of cell cycle; SCF-dependent proteasomal ubiquitin-dependent protein catabolic process. The record is from RefSeq and is a predicted model, not a curated record. The transcript is spliced from 5 exons. Gene Ontology annotation, cellular component: cytosol; SCF ubiquitin ligase complex; nucleus.